CACCACAUGUCAGUAGGUGGCAGUAUGUAGAAAUAUAGGUUGUAUGCCAGACUGUUUGCGGAAAGGCUGCAUUGUUUCCACGAGACAAGCAGGUCUAGACUGAAAUGUAGCUAAAAGAAAGCAGGAGAAUCUUAUUUGGUAGUGUCUGGUGACCAGUGGUGAGCCUUCAGAAUAGCCAUGAUGUCUUUCAGGAUAGCCUCCAGGCUUGGCAAACUGUCAGUGAUGCCCACAAGGAGCUGUAGUCGACACCUCUGCAGCGAUGCCAGCAAGGCCUGGAUGGAUCAGAGGCAGACACACAGGACCUCGGCCCACAGACACAGAGGGAAGGAGGAGAGAUCUGAAGAUCCAGAUCUGGACGAUGUAGACGACAAGGUCCAGGCUGUGUUCAGUGAAGAGAGGAGGAGACAGAGGACGGUGAAGUACCAUAUAGUUAAGAGACAGCUGACUGAGUCUGGAGCUCCAGAGAGGAUGUUGAGCUGGGACGCCAUGGAACAGAUCAGGUAUCUGAAGCAGGAGCUACCAGAGGAAUGGACCAUUGACCGUCUGGCAGAGGGAUUCUCUGUCCAUCGUGACGUCAUCCUACGAGUCCUGAGGAGCAAGUUCGACCCCACCCCAGAGAGGAAAGCUAAACAGGACACCAGCGUGUGGGCCAGGCUGAGACAGCAGGCCUUACCUGGAGCAGGGGGACAGGAGAGGCAGGUUGCCUUACCUGGGGGUGGAGCAGGGGGACAGGGCAGGCAGGUGGCCCUACCUGGGGGUGGAGCAGGGGGACAGGGCAGGCAGGUGGCCUUACCUGGGGGUGGAGCAGGGGGACAGGGCAGGCAGGUGGCCUUACCUGGGGGUGGAGCAGGGGGACAGGAGAGGCAGGUGGCCCUGCCUGGGGGUGGAGCAGGGGGACAGGACAGGCAGAAAGCCCUACCUGGGGGUGGAGCAGGGGGACAGGGCAGGCAGAAAGCCCUACCUGGGGGUGGAGCAGGGGGACAGGAUAGGCAGGUGGCCCUACCUGGUGGUGGAGAGGCAGGGGGGCCGGGCAGAACACAGCUGUCUGCCUCUGGACAUAGAAGUAGCAAACCAGCCAUGCUGCCCACAGGAAGUGGCACUGGUGCCCUGGUCACCCUGGCUAGCCACAGUAGCCAGAGGCUGAUAGCCAGGGACUUGGAGGAUGACCCUGGCCCAAGAGCCAUGAUGACUACUGCUAAUUAUCCUGCUGCUCCUCUCACCUCACUACCCACCCAGCUCUCAUCCCCACCAACACUGCACAGCAGACACACCUCAGGGCAAGAUAACUCGAGAGAGGAGUGGGAUGAAGAGGAAAAUGUUCCAGAGGACAAUGUGUCGGAGAAGGUUGAGGAGAAAGACGACCAGGAGGAGAGAUGGGAUGGAAGGGUGUUUUCAGAGGAAGAACUGGAGGAACUAAUGCUGUCGUCAAAGCCUUCGCCAGUGGUACCGAAUGGGAGAGAGUUCUUUGACAGUGAAGGGAACUUCCUGUACAGAAUCUGAGAUAGCAAAAUGGCACCCUAUUCCCUACAUAGUGCACUACUUUUGACCAGGGCUAAUGGCACCCUAUUCCCUAUAUUAGUGCACUACUUUAGACCAGGACCCGAUGGGUGCCAUUUUAGAUGUAGCCUGAGAGGUUGUUAAUGUGUUGGUUUCCUAAAUACAGUAAUAAUAAUAAUAAUAAUAAUAAAUGCCAUUUAGCAGACACUUUUAUCCAAAGCGACUUACAGUCAUGUGUGCAUACAUUCUACGUAUGGGUGGUCCCGGGGAUCGAACCCACUACCCUGGUGUUACAAGCGCCAUGCUCUACCAACUGAGCUACAGAAGGACCACAGUCAAAUGCAAUAGACUUCUGUUGGAAGAUGCCGGAGACUCUGAUUAUGCCGCAAACCAAUAAAGCACCAUUUCAAAUGUA
This is a messenger RNA of Oncorhynchus gorbuscha (pink salmon), 1912 nucleotides long. It is a transcript of the gene ngrn, whose product is annotated as neugrin, neurite outgrowth associated. Gene Ontology annotation, cellular component: nucleus. NCBI's taxonomy places the organism in Eukaryota, Metazoa, Chordata, Actinopteri, Salmoniformes, Salmonidae. The transcript has 4 exons. Bases 178 to 1500 code for a protein of 440 amino acids. The record is from RefSeq and is a predicted model, not a curated record.